This is a messenger RNA of Plasmopara halstedii, 381 nucleotides long. RefSeq lists its product as uncharacterized. Lineage: Eukaryota; Oomycota; Peronosporomycetes; Peronosporales; Peronosporaceae. The transcript is spliced from 2 exons. The coding region runs from base 1 to 381 and encodes 126 amino acids. The record is from RefSeq and is a predicted model, not a curated record.
AUGUGGGGCGUAGACGCGACACUGAUGGAGAUGGCGUGCGCUACCCUUCCAGCGACAGUAGCUGACCUUCUGAAGUUACUGUAUGCGGCUGAUUGGCAUAAAAAUGACCGUAGACUACGCGAGAAAUGCCACACUUCUGCGCGAGAAAUGUUCGCAGGCCGUAGUCGUAAACAGCGUCUGGCAGAAGAACCUGAACCGUCGAAGAGCAACAAGCGUACCGUCAAGGAGCAUCGUCACAACAGCACCACGCAGCAGUGGGAGUCGCUCAUCUCAUGGUAUGCCAUACAGUUGAUUGAGGACACGCGAGAGCACGAUCUCACCAACGACAUCCCUGUGCUCAUCGAAGCUUACGACUACGAGCUCGAAGCCAAAGACCUUUGA